GCCUCAACCUUCCAACCAAGUCAACCAAGUCAACCUAAUGGAUGUUAAGGAAGCCAUGGGGGGUUAUUGAUGGAGUAUCUGCUCCCCGCUUUCGGACCCUGAACACAUCCUGUUGGAUAGAGCUAGUGCAUGUUUAGUGGCUCUUGUUUGGUUCUGUUUGGUCAGCUCAUAGCACGACAACAGAGAAAAAAAUUGUUAACCCCUCAUCAACCAGCACCAACCAUGCAUUCGACCCUUAGGUAUCUUAGGUAUCUUAGGUAUAUUAAACCAGCAACGCUCCAGAUCUUCUUCUACUGGUCUCUCUACUCUGAGCUCACAUAAGAACCCCACCUUCACCGCUUACUUCUGCUUACGCCUUUACGAAUCCUUCCUCUUCCUCUUAUCAUCCUUUUCUUCCUUAAAUUCCUUUACCCCUCCUCCAGAGACCGCUGUCACAUAUCAAUUGAUCCAACCCUCUUUACAUAUAGAGAGUUGGAAGUAGCAGUCUGUCUUUCUCAAAGCUUAUCCCCCCCCAGAUACCUCGAACCACCUUCAAGAUGGUUCAAUCAGCAGUUCUGGGUUUCCCCCGUAUGGGUGUGAACCGUGACCUGAAGAAGGCAACUGAAGCUUACUGGGCUGGCAACCUCUCCCAAGCUGACCUCCUCGCCGAGGCCAAGCGUCUUCGUCUUGCCCACUGGAAGAUCCAGAAGGAUGCCGGUGUAGAUAUUAUCCCUAGCAAUGACUUUGCUCUCUACGACCAAGUCCUCUCUCACAUCCAAGACUUUGGUGCCGUUCCUGAGCGAUAUUCCAGCGCUAACCUCGACCGUGUCGAUGAGUACUUUGCCAUGGGCCGUGGUCACCAGAAGGGUGGUGUCGAUGUUCCCAGCUUAGAAAUGGUAAAAUGGUUUGACGCCAACUACCACUACGUCAAGCCUACCCUACAAGACAACCAGACCUUCAAGCUCACCGCCAACCCCAAGGCUGUUGUUGAGUUCCUCGAGGCUAAGGAGGCUGGUAUCAACACCCGCCCCGUACUGCUCGGUCCCGUGUCCUUCCUCCACCUAGGCAAGGCCGACCGUGGCCAGAGCGUCAACCCCAUUGACCUUCUUGACAAGCUUCUACCUGUUUAUGAAGAGCUUCUCGCUAAGCUGAAGGAAGCUGGUGCCGAGACUGUCCAGAUUGACGAGCCUGUCCUCGUCUUUGAUCUGCCUGCCAAGACUAAGGCCGCUUUCAAGCCUACCUACGAGAAGUUCGCUAGCUUGGCUGCCAAGAUCCCUAGCCUGGUCUUCACCACCUACUUUGGUGACAUCGUCCACAACAUUGACCUCCUCCCCAAGGAUGUCUACGCUGUCCACAUUGACCUUGUCCGCAACCCUGAGCAGCUUGAGACCGUCAUUAGUGCUCUUGGGCCUAAGACUACCCUCUCUGUCGGUCUUGUCGAUGGCCGAAACAUCUGGAAGACCAACCUGAAGCGUGCCAUUGAAAUUGCCGAGACUGCUAUCCAGAAGCUUGGCAAGGACCGCGUCAUCGUUGCCACUUCCAGCUCUCUCCUCCACACUCCCCACACACUCGCCAGCGAGAAGAAGCUGGACCCUGAAAUUGCUGACUGGUUCUCUUUCGCCUCUGAGAAAACCGUUGAGAUUGCCAUCAUUGCUAAGGCUGUUACCGAGGGACCCGCCUCUGUUCGAGAGGCUCUUGAGGCAAACGCCAAGUCUCUGAAUGCUCGUGCUACCUCGAAGCGAACAAAUAACCCUCAAGUCAAAGAGAGGCAAUCCAAGAUUACUGCCUCAGACUACAACCGAAAGUCUGAGUUCCCAUCCCGAAUUUCGCAGCAGCAGAAGAAGCUUAACCUCCCUCUCUUCCCCACUACAACCAUUGGUUCUUUCCCCCAGACCAAAGAAAUCAGAGUGCAACGAAACAAGUUCACCAAGGCAGAGAUCACGGAAGCUCAAUAUGACAAGUUCAUUGAGCAGGAAAUUGACUCCAACGUCAAGAUCCAAGACGAACUCGACCUAGAUGUCUACGUCCACGGUGAGCCCGAGCGAAACGACAUGGUUCAGUACUUCGGUGAGCGUUUGGACGGCUAUGCCUUCACCACGCACGCUUGGGUCCAGAGCUACGGUUCACGAUGUGUGAGACCUCCUAUCAUCGUCGGUGAUAUCUCUCGCCCGGCCCCCAUGACUGUCAAGGAGUCCAAGUAUGCCGUGUCUGUCUCCAAGAAGCCCAUGAAGGGCAUGUUGACUGGUCCUGUUACCUGCUUGAGAUGGUCUUUCCCUCGUGAUGACGUUCACCAGUCCGUCCAGGCUGAGCAGCUUGCUCUAGCCCUCCGUGACGAGGUUGUUGACCUCGAGAAGGCUGGCAUUGAUGUCAUCCAGGUUGACGAGCCCGCUCUUCGUGAGGGUCUACCUCUCCGGUCCGGCAAGGAGCGCCAGGAUUACCUUGACUGGGCUGUUAAGGCCUUCAAGCUCUCUACCGUCGGUGUCGAGGAUUCGACUCAGAUCCACUCGCACUUCUGCUACUCCGAGUUCCAAGACUUCUUCCACGCCAUCGCCGCUCUUGACGCCGACGUGCUGUCUAUUGAAAACAGCAAGUCCGACUCGAAGCUUUUGGGCGUUUUUGUCGACGAGGCUUACCCUCGUCACAUUGGUCCCGGUGUCUACGACAUCCACUCCCCGCGUGUUCCCAGCGAGGAGGAGAUCAAGGUCCGCAUCGAAGAGAUGCUUCAGUACCUUAAACCUGAGCAACUCUGGAUCAACCCUGACUGUGGUCUCAAGACCCGUCAGUGGAAGGAAACUAAGGAGGCGUUGGUCAACAUGGUCAACGCAGCCAAGUUCUUCCGCGCCAAGUAUGCCAAAUGAUUGUCUCCCAUAUGAGGAGGCCGGCGUUUUCAUUUUUACGAAAAUUGAUGAUAAUUGCAUGAAGAUGUGGGGAGUUGCCUGCUAAAAAUUUCCAUUGGGAACUGCAUAAUCGAUUUCAACAUCGGCGUUUUUACAGGACUGGGUUCUCAAAGGGGGAUCUAUACCAGAAAAGUUCUACAGGAAAGAUUGGCGGCAUUCGGAAGUAUUCAACACUAGGUAGGCAGGCAUAUAAAGGGCGGGAAAGAAUUAUACCACAUGGUCCAUCAACCGGGCCUGGGGAGUAGGUGGCGUUCUUGCAUUUAGUCUGCUUAGUGCAGGAAGAAUCGUUUUGGCGAUCAGAUGUAGAUGUAUGAGCAAGUAUCCCAAUUCAACUGGGUGAUGCUUGCGGAAGAAUCGAGUCUUCCUCAAACAGUAUUUCUCUAGUCCGAACUAUGCCGCAAGUGAAAGUGAACUUAUUCGGGUAUGCUAAUUGAACUUGUAAUCGGUGCUAAUAAAAAUUCGCCAUGUAGGACCGGAGGACCGAGGCGAGCGACAUGGGAAUUUCGAAUGUGGCGUUUUAUUAGUUACG
Messenger RNA from Daldinia decipiens, 3405 nucleotides. RefSeq names its product cobalamin-independent methionine synthase. The transcript is spliced from 4 exons. The coding region runs from base 537 to 2837 and encodes 766 amino acids. Lineage: Eukaryota; Fungi; Ascomycota; Sordariomycetes; Xylariales; Hypoxylaceae. Gene Ontology annotation, molecular function: 5-methyltetrahydropteroyltriglutamate-homocysteine S-methyltransferase activity; zinc ion binding. The record is from RefSeq and is a predicted model, not a curated record.